UAUUUCCAACAGUUCCGAGGGACGCGACUGUAGUGGUUCUAUAGAGUUGGAGGAACCGUUAUAUUGUCCAGCUUUCGUUGAAGUGUUCAGUUACUGAAAUUCGAGAACUCUGCAAUUACACGUUAUUCGUGUCUCAGGGAUGGCGGACGAUCAGAAUCAGAAGAAUCCGAAUAAUGUCUUUUUAUUUCGACUGGCAAUUUUGAAUUGUUUUAAACGUAUUGCGGAAUCAGUCAGCGAGGAUGCUUUCGUGGACAUUCUUACGAUUCUUACAACUCUCAAGUUAAAGCCGAGUAUUGGACAAAAGUUACACAAGGCAAUGUGCACGGAGCUUACGGAUAAUAUGAACGAUGAUUUAGAACAUAUAUUAACUGAAGGAAGCUUGCAGAAUGGAUUGGAAAAGGUUGCGAAAUUAAUUGACGCUGAUUCUUCCGUGAGUGAAGAUGCUUGGAGACCACCGGGUAAUGUAGCCUUACAUCUACGUUCACUAGACGCCCAGAAGAUUAAAGAAGAAAGUGAAUUAUUGGAAAAACAAGUAAAUCUGAUAGAAGAAGAAAACAUAAAUUUAAUGAAAGAAAUUGCAGAAAAAAGGUCAAGUAUAAUGACCAUGAAUGAUAACAUGACAGAAUCGUUAAAUAAGUCAUUAAGUAUUAUGGAUUCAAUAAGAAAAAGAAAGGAGGAUUUAGAAAAAUGUUUAAUGUUAUUAGAACAUGAUGAUAAAAUUAGAUUAUAAAUAUUAGAUAGCUAAGGAUAUUGUAAGAUAACUAAGAUAGUAUAUAUGUUGUUUUAUAAUUUAUACAGAAUUUAAAUUAAUUAGAAUUUUUUAUAUUGGUUAGUCUGGGAUCAGCUAGGAUUAUAUUCACCUUCUCAGAUAAAUCAGGAGUUAUUCGCACAUUCUCCACCCUUUUUUUCAAUUUUCGGGCCAGUGCCAUAUUUUUCUUCUGCAAAUAAAAAUAUAUAUAAGAAUUCUUCGAUAUAAUUUAUUCAUAUAAUACAUAUUUAAUGCAAUAUGUAUUACCUCUUGAAUUGUAAUCAUGUUUUGUAUCUGUAUUAGUUCUUUGUUAUUCUUAUCUGCUGCUUUCUUUAAUUCAUCUAAUUCUUUUUUCAAGUUAUCUCUCUGUGAUAUUAAGGAAUUAAUUCUUUGUUGAACGGUCUCAUUAAAAUUUGCUUUCUCAUUGCAUUUCAUAUAAUUACAGUGAAUUUCUUUUAAUUCUUCAUCUAAGUUAUUGUAUUUUCUCUCUACAUUUUGCAGUACAAACGCACCCUUAUCUUUCAGUUGAUUUACGUUAUAUAUUUCUAUCUCAGUAUCUUCACAUUCUUUUUGGUAUUCUAAUAAUUUUGAUUUAGUAUCUUCUGUCUCCUUGUCCAUUUGGUAUAGUUGAUCUGAAUUCCAGGUUUCCUGAAUUCCAGAAUAUUGUAACGCUGCUUAAAAGUAUUACAUUAUUUAUCGUCUUAAUAUUGGAAAAUUCAUCAAAGCUGCCAAAAAAAUGUACUGCGUUGUUUGGUUAGCAAUUUGAAUGUUUCUACAAUAUGGCCGCCUGGCGCCAAAACGUUCCCGCGUAAAUCGGUGGUGCAUUCUCAUUGGCCGAGACGCACCAAUGAGAAACGUUUUUGCUGAUGACUUGGAGAAACGCUCGACAGAUGGCGAGAGCAUUAGCUCAGUCUUGGCUACGCACCCGCUGUUCGCCAUUGUAUCGUGAUUGCUGUUAAGUUUCGUGUUUGUGAGUGAGAAUUCAUCCGGUUUAUCGAGUUCUGGAGUUCUUCUACGCAUUGGAAGGUUCGAGUUGCAAAGGAGUCGUCGUGAGAGCGAAGCGUAGGCAGUAGCUCAAUCAG
Frieseomelitta varia is the source of this 1830-nucleotide messenger RNA. RefSeq lists its product as uncharacterized. NCBI's taxonomy places the organism in Eukaryota, Metazoa, Arthropoda, Insecta, Hymenoptera, Apidae. Bases 140 to 730 code for a protein of 196 amino acids. Gene Ontology annotation, cellular component: MIS12/MIND type complex. The transcript has 5 exons. The record is from RefSeq and is a predicted model, not a curated record.